ACGGCUCCCUCGUGCCCUGUACUGUUGAAAAAUCGCAAAUGCACCCUCUGCUAUCAACCGAACUUAACUAAAUAACGGAGGUUCGAUGAAGACAGGGCUUUAGUCGGGUUUCUAUUUGCCUCAAAGCUUUCCUUAAGCAAGUGUCGAGUGGGUUUGCCUUUCGACAAUGGCUCGGUCCACUCAGACUCAUCAAGAAAAAGCUCAGCUUUCAGUUACAGGAUUCCAUCACCAGAGAGUUGUAAUACAUAAUAAGCACGGUGAGAAGCUUUUGGGUAUUUUGCAUGAAACGGGUUCAAAGGAGCUUGUUAUUGUUUGCCAUGGCUUUCAAUCCUCAAAGGAUCGUAUCCCCAUGGUGAGCGUUGCAGCUGCCCUAGAGAGAAAUGGAAUUAGUGCCUUCCGCUUUGACUUUGCAGGGAAUGGGGAAAGUGAAGGGUCCUUUCAAUAUGGUAACUACCGCAGGGAAGCUGAGGAUUUACGUGCUGUAGUCCAAUACUUUCGAAGGGAGGAACGUGCAAUAAGUGCAAUUAUUGGGCACAGUAAAGGAGGAAAUGUGGUGCUUUUGUAUACUUCAAAGUAUAACGACAUAUGUACAGUUGUCAAUAUUUCUGGUCGGUUUCAUCUAGAGAGAGGCAUUGAAGGUCGAUUGGGUCAAGGAUAUUUACAAAGAAUCAAGCAGCAUGGAUUUAUAGAUGUUAAGAAUAGAACGGGGAAGUUUCAGUAUCGUGUGACUGAAGAAAGUUUAAUGGACCGCCUAACUACUGAUAAUCUUGCAGCAUGCCUGACAAUUCACCUAGACUGCAGGGUGUUGACUGUUCAUGGAUCUAUGGAUAGAAUUGUACCUGUAGAUGAUGCUUUGGAGUUUGACAAGCUCGUACCAAAUCAUAAACUACAUAUCAUAGAAGGAGCUGAUCAUGAGUACACUUCACAUCAAGAUGAGUUAGCGACUGCUGUACUCAACUUUCUAAGGGUAAAUGGUCAAGAAAGCAACAUCCCCAAAGAGUCUUCGUCUUGCAGAAAAGCUGUUAAUAUCAUAAAUUCAAAACUUUGAUAGUCUGAUAGUUCCCUGGUAGCUGCAAUAAUCUAGUCACAUGGGAAGUGGGGAAAAUUGGGUUGAAAGCUGUCAAUCAAAUAACUGGGAUGUCAAAUUCAUCUAUACAAUGGAAGUUGUGGACUGCUUGAAUGGCAAAGCUUUAGAUUUUCUAGCGCAUGGCCAUGAUGUUUUUCAAUUGGAAACUCAAUGAAUGUGCGAUUCAAAUGAUCAUAGAGAUUGUGAUUUUAUGAUUACAAAUGUUAUAUGGAAGUUUCAAGUUUACUUUCUUAAAAGAAGAAAUCAGUCAUGUUUUAAUGUAAAGGGCUCACCUUUAGUAAUCAAUUUGAACUGUUAUCUUGUUAA
Messenger RNA from Mangifera indica (mango), 1393 nucleotides. RefSeq lists its product as uncharacterized. The transcript has 7 exons. The coding region runs from base 167 to 1048 and encodes 293 amino acids. Lineage: Eukaryota; Viridiplantae; Streptophyta; Magnoliopsida; Sapindales; Anacardiaceae. The record is from RefSeq and is a predicted model, not a curated record.